Molecule: messenger RNA, 2030 nt
Organism: Populus trichocarpa (black cottonwood)
Lineage: Eukaryota; Viridiplantae; Streptophyta; Magnoliopsida; Malpighiales; Salicaceae
Exons: 2
Coding region: 832-1743 (303 amino acids)
Source: RefSeq, a predicted model, not a curated record
AAUGAUAGUUAUCCGCUUUCAAAUUUGAUUCUUAAUCAAAUUCAAACUUCAAAGAACAGAAUAAGUUUGAUUGAAACUUGAUUUCUCACAAGUGAAGGGACUCUGGUACUAUAAAUAAGAGAAAAAGGAAAAACAAGAGGAAAACCGAAAACCAGAUCAAAAAAACGGAGGCAGAACCACAGCAAAAACAAAGCAAAAACCCAGAGAAAGAAAUAAUACACAGAGAGGAGGAGAGGAAAGGAAACCAGCAUACACAGAGAAUUGUCCCCGCCAUUGCCUUCAUCUCUGCAGACAUUCCUGCACAAAAAAUAAAACACCCAAAACAAACUCACAGCAGGCCGGCAUCAUCUUCUUAGUGUUAAAGGCUGCUGAGAAAAAGAAAGGAAAACACAGACCAGUGAGCACAGAGAAGGCCGUGAAAACGAAGGGAAACAGGAGACAAACACAGGAAGGACAGAGAAAAAAAAUAGCGAUGGGAACUGGAGAAAAAUCAGAAGAAAAACCGAGAGGGAACCAGGGGAAAAACAAAAGAAAGGACUGAACCGAGAGAGGGGGAGCAAGAGGAGAAAAAGAACGGACGGUGAGAGAGUCAGGAUAAUAAAAGAGCAAGAACAGAGAGACUAUACAGAAGGCCACAUGAUAGCGAAAUAAACACAGAACAGGGACAGGCAGGAAGAAACCAAUCAGAGAAAAGCAAGAACAAAGGAGAAGGGAAGAGAAAGGAGCUUCGCCGACGAAUCUUUCAUCACGUUUUCAUCUUCAUAGCUACCAGGUUGGAAUAUAGGUUCCCCAUUGAAACCCAUCUAUAACACUCGUUCGGGAAAAAGACAAAUGGAAAACGAAGAAAGAGCCCAGUUGGAAGCCCAACAUCAAAAAGAGGUGGACAAUCUUAAGGAAGAAGUCACAAGGCUUACUAGUCUACUCGAGCAAGCCUUGAGAGACAAAUCCGGAAAAGCAACACAUAUAGCUCAGCCUGAACCUAUGCUCGUAAAUCCCUUCACUCCACAGAAUCUGGGGGCAAACGAGAAGGAAUCUCAAAAAGGCAAGAUGGUAAAAGAAGAUGAUCUGAACAAAUUCAUUGCCCUAGAGCAAAGGAUGAGGGCAUUUGAGGGAAUUCGCCUAUAUGAUCCUAUAAAGGCUGUUGAGAUGUGUUUGGUGCCCAACGUUGUCAUUCCCAAAAAUUUUAGAGUGCCAGAAUUUGUUAAAUAUACGAGAACUCAAUGCCCUAUAACUCAUCUCAAAGCAUACUGCAACAAAAUGGCUGAGGUGGUUGAUGAUGAGAAACUUCUGAUUCAUUUCUUUCAAGACAACUUGAGUGAUGUUUCCCUCACUUGGUAUAUGCGGUUGGACAAUACCAAGGUAAAAAAAUGGAAGGAUUUAGUUGAUGCCUUCAUGAGGCAAUAUAAGUUCAAUAUAGACGUGGGCCCUGAUCGGUUAAGCUUCCAAGCUAUGGAAAAGGACAACAAGGAGUCCAUAAGGGAAUACACCCGAAGAUGGAGUGAGGUAGCUGCACAAGUUAACCCUCCUAUGUUGGAAAAAGAGAUGAUUAGUUUAUUUUCCAACACCUUUAAAGCUCCGUUCUUUGAAUACUUGGUUAGAAGCUCUGCACAAUAUUUUACUGACUUGGUUGUUAUAGCUAAGAGGAUUGAACAGGCCAUUGGGUUAGGUAAGAUUACUAACCCGACUGAGAAGAACGGUUUCACUGAAAGUGGUUGCCAAGGCACUUAUCGUUCCUAUAGCUAAUUGCUUCACACCGACUCCCAGAAAUCAACUAUCUUGAAGAAAAGCUAUGUUGAUAUUAGGUCGAGAAUGAUCUACAUCUGAUUUCAAUUGAUUGUUGAAAAGAUGCCAUUGUCGAGGAGAAUGAAUGAUUGAAAGAUUCCAGAAAUUCCAAUCAAUGAUCGUUAAAUGUUUAGCCCCUUUAUGUGUUAUCAUCCCAGUGUUCAUAGCCCAAGAUGUUGGCAUAAGUUCUUUGUUGUUAAACUUCUUUUCCAAAGUUUCAAUGAAAUAAUAAGUUCGUCGUUCAAUCA